GUCUGGUCGCUUCCGGCUUCAAACAGUCAGACAAACAUCGCCGUACUACGAGCACACACAGCAAGCAUGACAACAGAAACCUCCCGAGAAACAAUUUAUCCCGAGAGAAAACUUUGACAAGGUUUCACAUCUUUGCUCGCUGCGAAACGCCCUGAAGUUUUCCUGAGACAACAAGAAAAGAAAACGCUCGUGGAAGAAAGAAAAAGACGUUGGAAAUUUUCUCCUUCUUGUGUGGAGGAGGUGAAGGAUUUUUUUUUUUUUUUUGGUGGAAAAAAAAGUGAAGAAGCAAGAAGGACCCUGCGGCAGCGUCGAAAAAGUGAAAGACACCAAAAAGAAAAGCAGAAAUUUAGCCGAGUCCGUGCACGAGGAGCUGUUACUCUGCAUGUUUUUGUGUCUCGGUUGUGUCACACGGACAGAAGAAGAAACCUCCUCCUCCUCCUUCAUUUCUGCUGCUGUCUGAAUGUAAUAUCACUCAGAGCAAUAAAAGUGUCUCAGAGGAGCCUGGAGAGGACGGAACAGCUCCCAGGCUUUCCUGCUGUCUUCGAGCCGAUCCUGCAGUUUGAAUGCAGAGGAAAGACUGAAUCCUGUUCUCCAGACCUCCCUGCUGCCUCAGGGGAGAUUGUCCGAUGUGUACCCAGCACUCAAAGCCCCUGGCCCGGCCGCGGGGAUGGCAGCCUCUGCCCUGAACCUGAACGGCCUUGGAGUCAUGAACAGGUCUGCUUUUUUCUCAGAUUUUGUCUCUUUCUAUUUUAGGUCUUCUUACCUCUGGCGUUUUUGGAGAGGAAAUGCAUACUUAAAACAUGUUUGGUCUGUAUGGGUUGGUGCAGGUGUGAAGCUGUUGGACAGGACUGCAGCAGUAAUCAGUUUCACACCCAGCCAGGCUCCUCUAGCACCAACUCAGCAGCUAGAACCAGUCCCGUUGGCCGACCUGUGCUGCCAGUUCCAGAUCGGAGCACCUACUGUCCACUGCUUAGUGGAGGUCUCUACAGCCCUACCAGCCCCAAGACGAGUCCUCGAUCCCUGAGUCGAACUUUCGUCUUCCCCUCCUCAUCCUCGCUCUCUCCCAGCUCCUCCCAUCGGGCUCGCUCCCCCUCCCCGCGGAGCCCAGAGCUUCUUGGAGUCAAUGUGGGCCAGCGGGUCCGACGCUUGAGCUCGCCCGGCCCUGACGAGAGAAGGGACGGAGAAGGGCAGGAGGAGAAGGGAGGAGAGACGGGAGGAGGAGAGAGGCGAGAGGAGAAGAGACGCCAGGCACAGCUGCUGCAGAUACACAGGGAGCUGCAGAACGUUGAGGUCAGGGGAAAGGUGGGCAUUUUUGAGGCCCACAUUUCAGGAAUCCGUGCUCAGGUGCUCAACAGUGAACUCCAGCGCAGCCCUCGGUCUCCAAGGAGAUCAACAAACCAGCCACCAGCCCAUCCCAGCCAAGGAAACGCAGCCCCUGACUCCUCAAUGACCCACCCACAAGAGCGUAAAGUUCCUCCUGUUGUCCAAAAUGGGAGAGAAAGGGAGGAGGAAACCAUUGAGGGAGAAAAGAGGGAGACAGGGAGCAAUCAAGGUGAAAAGAAGGACAGCAGUGCAACAGAAAGAAACACAGAGAAUAAGACACUUAUUGGUGUAAAUGGCCGUUGUUCUGAUGUAACAAUGCAAACUCCUUGUUUAGACGGACUGUCUGACAUUCAGAGCUCUGUAAAGACAGUUAACCUGGACAGAGAGAAAGAUGAUGGAGAAAGACAGGGAGAAAUACACAAAGGAGAGGUAGAAAACACACACAUACAGGAAGAACGGACAGAGAGAGAAUUAAAGAAUGAAAAAACCAACCAGCUGUGUCAUGACAUUAGCCCAGAAGCCCCUGCUUUCCCGCCUACUCAAAGCAAUGACAGCUGCCUGUGUGUGAUGGACGUGACUGAUCACACCUCCAACCACACUCCUUCUGUUCCUCCCUCCAUCCCGCCCUCCAUCCCUGCUGUCAUUAUAACUGACCACGGUUUGGAAAGCCCACCUCAAACUUCUGAAGGCUCCAACUCGGACCAGGGACUAAGCUGCACCCCCAGCCCGGGUUCUAGCCCCGUACCCGGGUCCAACUUCUCCACUCGCUCCCUUAGGAAGUUGUCAUCCUCCUCGGCCUCCUCAGCGGGGUUCUCCUCGUCCUGGGAAGAGUCGGAGGAGGAUAUUUCCAGUGAUACGGAGAAAGGGGAGCAGCUUCUCAACCCUGCUGUCCUGACCUCCAAACAGAAAGCGCACAAGUCCUGGAAGAAGAUCAAGAACAUGGUCCACUGGUCUCCGUUUGUCAUGUCAUUCAAGAAGAAAUAUCCCUGGAUACAACUGGCCGGACAUGCAGGAAGUUUCAAGGCAGGAGCCAAUGGCCGGAUUUUAAAAAAACACUGUGACUGUGAACAGCGCUGUUUGUCCCUACUGAUGAGGGACGUUCUGCGCCCGUACGUCCCUGGUUACCAUGGAGAUGUGGAGAAGGAUGGCCAGAAAUACAACCAGAUGGAGGAUCUGCUGGCCGAGUUUGACUUUCCAUGUGUGAUGGACUGCAAGAUGGGAGUGAGAACCUACCUUGAGGAAGAGCUGACUAAGGCACGUAAGAAGCCUUCCCCAAGACCUGACAUGUAUCAGAAAAUGAUUGAGGUCGACCCCGAUGCACCAACGCCUGAGGAGAACGAGCAGAAAGUCGUGACUAAACCGAGAUACAUGCAGUGGAGGGAGACCAUCAGCUCAACAGCCACACUGGGGUUCAGGAUAGAGGGAGUCAAGAAGGAGGACGGAACGGUGAACAGAGAUUUUAAGAAAACAAAAACAAGAGAGCAAGUUACCGCGGCUUUCCACGACUUUGUCAAAGGAAACAAAGACAUACUGAAAUUAUAUUUAAUCAGGCUGAAGGAAAUCAAAGACACUCUGGAGAUUUCACCGUUCUUCAAAACCCACGAGGUGAUUGGCAGCUCCUUGUUAUUUGUCCAUGACAGUAAGGGGCGGGCUAAAGUCUGGAUGAUCGACUUUGGGAAAACCACACCUCUUCCUGAGGGGCAGGAACUGAUGCACCGAGCAUCAUGGGUAGAGGGAAACAGAGAAGAUGGAUAUCUCAUUGGACUUGAUAGCAUGUUGGACAUCAUUUCCUCCAUGGUGAACUCUGAGACCUGAAUCUGAGGGUCUUUUUAUUUGAAACCAAGUGAACACUUUCAGACACAGGAACCACUUCCAUUCAUUCUUCCUUUUUUCUCCUGGGAACACUUUGGACUUCCUCAUGGAUUCCUCAAUCUUUCCUCAUGUUGGCGACUACAUCAUGACAUCACAAUACACGGCAAAGUCCAUUCAUUGAUGACACUUUCCUGUUCAUUUCCAAUGCCUUCCAGGUAGUUUUCAACUAGUCAAAACAGGAAAAACUACUAAUAUGACCAAAAUAACUUCAAGUGUGAGUAGUACCAGAGUAAGCCAUCCAUGUUAACCAGCAUGUACAAUACUACACCAAUUUUUCUGCCACGACAUGAAUAUGCCCUAUAUUUUUAUAUUUCAUUUACCUGCAAAGCAGGCAAUGUUCUUUAAAAAGUCCAAAUAACAGCUCAAAAGGGAAGAUCUUAUUUUACUUAUAAAAACUGGUGAUAUUUGAUCAUUUUUAUCUUAAACAAAUCCACAAACAAGAACAAAAACUUUAAACCAGCACUUCAGUGAGCAGUGAACCUGCAAGUAGCUGGUAUGUCAAGACUCUUUAUAGAGAGAGCAGGGCUAGGUCGCACUUUUUAUUUUAUUAAUUUUAGAGACCAAACAUUCACGAUCUAGCAUGAGUGCAGCACUUAGCAAGUAAGGCCUCCUUCACAACCAAACAUUUGAAAGAAAUACCACUGACUCCAAAACUUUCUUUUUCCUUAUUUUUUUAGAGCAGUUUUGAUUUUUUUGUGAUUUUUUUUUAUAUUCUUUCAAGCUGUUCAGAGGGUCUGAGUCAGUACAAGUAACCAGAAUAUAUGAAAGGCUCUGUUAGGAGUCAGUUGACCUAGUGUUUUCUAUUUUCAAGAAGUGAAAGAACUACAAAAACACUUCAUCAUCAUCAUUAUCAUCAUGAAGAAAAAAUAUAUAUAUAUAUAUACAUAUAUAUAUAUAUAUAUGAGCCAGCUCACUGGGCUUCUCUGAGAAGUCAGAAAUUAAUCAAGCAUACCAUUUAACCACUAAAACUAAAAGAACGUAAAAAUGCUCUGUGCUGGGUGCUGUUUUAGCUCAGCUGGUAGAGCAGGUGCUCAUUUACAGAAGCUAUAGUCUAUGAUGCAUUGGUUGCGGGGAUCCUCCUGGUCUUGCCACUGUUUGGGGUGUGUCUUCUCCUUUUCUCCUAUUUUGGGGCAAAAAUAACCUUUAAAAAAAUCCCCAAGCUCAUAAUGUCUAUUAUUUUAUAUAUCUCAGAGAUCAGCAUAAUCCAAGAUCAGCUGAUAAGUAGACAAUCUGCAUUUAGUUUUUCCUCCUUGAGAAAGACACACAGAUGUUUGUAGCUCCAUAUAACAUAAAUACUUUCCAGGCUAAUACAAGACCAUCCCUCUCUCCAUUUUAAAUGCUUUUAUAAAGUUCCAGUAUCAUUCAGAUUUACCUUAUUUUUAAUUGUUUUAUUUAUUUGUCAACAACAGUCCUCACAGUCAAAUGUGGCUCACAUGCAGGUAAAAUUAAUUUCACGAGUAAGCACUUAGCUUUUGAGAUUUUAAAACAUUCUGGUGAUGAAGAGGGAGUGAGACUAAAGGAAAUGGGGAUGGGACAAGUAGCUUUAUUUAGGGAAUACUGUGUAGGAUAGAGGAUGAGAGCUGAAGGGAAGCAACUUCAUUGGAGUAAAGUACAAGUUGAAACUGCUCAAGAUUUUUGUUUGAACUGAUUAUGUCAAAGUUUUAAGUAGAGAAAAUGCUUUUUUUCACAAGGUGGAUAAUGGAUUAAAAUUCAAAUAUGGAAGCAAGAAAAUGACCAUGAAGUUACUGGAUAAUGCAGGAUCUGCUUUAAUUAAUCACAACUUACUGCAUAGUUAAUAAAGAAGACUUAACUUAAUUGGGAUCCAUAUUCUAAAUCAAUUAGUUUUAAGUUAUCUGACUACAAACUAUGGCUACAGAAAUAGCACCCAUAGGACCAUUUUAUUCAUGGUCUAAGUUUGUAAUUUGGAUUUGUUUAUGAUAAAGAAAAUCAAAUAUCACCAGGAUUAUCAUUUAAGGAAACUAUAUGCACACUUAGCAAACAUAUAAUCUGUUUUGGAGUUUAUUUCUUCAGACAAACAAAUAUGCUAAACAUCUUUAAAUUAUUUUAAAUAAUUCAAGUAUUGGCUUCAAGGAUGCAGUUUGAAAUCCUUGACAUUUAUAUCUUAUUCUCUGACCCUUUUUGCAGUUAUUCUCCUCAAACUGGCUCAGACUUACUCUUACCCAGGCCAAACACCUGUUUAAGUUCUCUCUUUUUGUUGGGAUUGUUCACAAUGUACAGUAGGAUUUAUUAAUUUUCAUGUAGUUUUUGAAGAUGAUUUUAUCGUACUCAAACCCCAUAGAACACUUAGCCAUGAACAACUGUGUUUAAGCUAAACAGUGCCUUCUUCACAACACAAAGCCAAGUCUGAAAACUGAAAAGCAUUCUGAAUUUUAACUGUUACAAUGAAAAGUCUUAACAUUUUGUUUCUUUUCUUAGGCUGGCUACACCCUAGACAAUUUUAAAAACAUGGGAGACACAGACUUGAAGACAGUUUCAACUGAUCUUUGGCAUUCUUAUUAAUUUUGGUUUGGGGUACAGUUACGUUUAUGUUUGCUGCCGUGUUUUUGAGAUGUAAAAGUAUGGAACAUCUGAUUGCUAAUGCCUCCCACUGUGGCUGUUUAAUUGGAAGCAACCUGAUCUGGAAUCACAAUUUGGAUUGGGAGCAGCAUUUGUUGUGUGUUUAGGACAAUUUUGGCUUAAGAUUGUUGAGUGUGUAGCCAGCGUCUUACAUAGAUGCAUGUUUACUAUCCUCUUAGAGUUUUAUCUUACUUUGUAUUUUAUUAUUUUAUUAUUUAUAACAUUAUAGUAUGUUUUAAUAGUUAACGGGAUACUGUGACAUUUGAUUUUUUUGGGCUGUUGUAUCAUUUUGUUUUCAAGCAUGUGUUACAAUAUAAGUCAAACUGUUGGGAAAGUUGCUGAGUAUGUCAUUUAAACCAGUGUAUAUGGAUGUAAAAACGAUGUUUUGGUUAUGAUACCAAUUUCUUUGUAAUGGGGACUGCAUGCCUUGUCAGUUAAAAAAGCUAUCAGAGCAGAUAAAGGAGAAACAAACAGACUCAUACUGUAACAGAUUCUUGAGGAGCAAUAUAAAGUAAAGAGUGUGUAGGCUAUCCUGUAUUUAAAUUGUCAUGUUUUCACUUGAUGUUUGCAGUGACAGUAGGCAGAAAAAGACUGAUUGUGAGACCAUGCAGUGCCUUCUGUAACAACAUAGUUGGAAAGUUUAAGAAACACGCUUUUUUCUGCAGCGAUGAAAUAUUUAAUGCAAUUCUAGCUAAAUAGAAAGCAUCUGACAGAUGGUGGUUAGCUUAGCCUAGCACUUAAUGAACAAGAUAUGGCAUGUUUCUGACAACGACUUGCUCUUUUGCUUGCCCUGCAGUCUUUUGCUAAGCUAAGUUAACAAAGCUACUAGGUUCAGCCUAACUCCUCAGGAUAAAGCAAAUGAGUUUAGUUCCACCAAGGCAAAUUAUACCUUUAGACCAAACAUCCUUGCUGUUGCUAAUGCUCCCCUAUGUGCACUUAUGGCUUUUUGUAAAGUAGGUAUAUUGAUCUGGUUUUGCCAAUUUAUGUAUUUAUUUGGAUUGCUCCUUUAAAAAAGUGUGCAUUUGGUGAAAAAGACAUGUUCUUGUAUUAUUUCUGUGCAGUUUCUAUUCAUACAGCUAUCUAUCUAGAGGAUCAACACAGCCCAAGGCAGUGAGGACACAACCUCUAAUCCUGACCUAAGAAAUCCCACAUUGACCC
Cheilinus undulatus (humphead wrasse) is the source of this 6930-nucleotide messenger RNA. It is a transcript of the gene itpkb, whose product is annotated as inositol-trisphosphate 3-kinase B. The record is from RefSeq and is a predicted model, not a curated record. NCBI's taxonomy places the organism in Eukaryota, Metazoa, Chordata, Actinopteri, Labriformes, Labridae. The transcript has 12 exons. Gene Ontology annotation, molecular function: inositol tetrakisphosphate kinase activity; inositol-1,4,5-trisphosphate 3-kinase activity. Bases 814 to 3138 code for a protein of 774 amino acids. Gene Ontology annotation, cellular component: cytoplasm; nucleus. Gene Ontology annotation, biological process: inositol phosphate biosynthetic process.